Messenger RNA from Styela clava, 7611 nucleotides. RefSeq lists its product as uncharacterized. Gene Ontology annotation, molecular function: calcium ion binding. The record is from RefSeq and is a predicted model, not a curated record. NCBI's taxonomy places the organism in Eukaryota, Metazoa, Chordata, Ascidiacea, Stolidobranchia, Styelidae.
UUGAUCGAGAUAGGGCAACAUUGCCGUCAUCAGCAGAUAGUCAGAGCCGGACACAUCAAUAAUUGCGUGAAAGAAGGGGAAGGAUACCCUACUCUUUAAAGCAUAUUUUACAGUAUAUAUACAACUGCCUCCUGCUGCGAGCUGUAUUGCUAAACAGCCAGGAUGUUAGUGUUGCGAUCGGCUCUGAUCGCUUUACUUGCCAUUGGAGUAUAUUCACAAGGAGGAAUAAGAUGCUCAUUUCCAGUGGACCUUGCAAUAUUAAUGGAUUCUUCACAAUCAGUUGAAGAAGGCAAUUUUGAACUUAUGCGUCAAUUUGUAGUAAACAUUAUCCAACAACUUGAUAUAAGCCCCGAUAAAACAAGAGUUUCCCUUGCUCGUUACAAUGCUUGGGUCGAUUCUAGGUUCCAUUUUGUUACCCAUACUACCAAAGCUGACGUACUAUCAGCAGUCAGAGAAGUCCCUUACUACGGAAAAAAUACCAUGACUGCCAUGGGUAUUUCAGUGCUCGAAAAUCAACAUCUUCAGGCAUACAAUGGAUGGCGGGAAAAUGAUGUACCGACUGUCGGCAUCAUCAUCACAAAUGGAAAUUCCCAAGAUGCAGAUGGUAUUCUUGCCGCUGCAAGAAGACUCAGAUCUAAAUGCACAAGAGUCAUAGCCGUCGGUGUCGGUGAUGCCACGAUGGAAGAACUCCAGCAAAUUGCUACCCUUCCUUAUGAAGAUAACGUGAUAUAUGUCGAAUCAUUUGCUGGUCUUAUUGAUACCACUCUUCGUAUAGUGAACGCGAUCUGCGAAGUUAGAACUGACACCAAUGAGUGCAAAAUUGAUAACGGAGGAUGUGAAGGUUUCUGCAUAAACACAUACACUGCGUUCUAUUGCGAGUGUGCUACUGGCUAUACAGUUGGUGCUGAUGGACUCGCAUGCGUCGAUGUUAAUGAAUGUCUUGUUGACAACGGUGGAUGCAGCGACCUGUGUGAAAACACUCCAGGAUCUUUCAACUGCGCUUGUCCGCCAGGAAAAACCACAACGGAUAACAACAAAGCUUGCGUGGACGACAGUUGUUACUUGAACAGCGAGUGUCAACAAGAGUGCAAUAAUAUUGUCGGAGGAGAUUUUUACUGCUCAUGCUUCCCUGGUUACACUUUGGAAGAAGACGGUCAAAGCUGCGUCGACAUUGACGAAUGCUUAAUCGGAAAUGGCGGAUGCGAGUUUGCAUGCAACAAUACUGACGGUGGAUACGAGUGUCUGUGUGAUGACGGUUUUGGACUCAGAGAAGAUGGUAGAACAUGUGGCAUCCAGUGCUAUGUUUGCGAUCGAGCUCUCUCCAAUGAGGAAUGCAACCAAGUCCAAGUCUGCCCAGUUAAUUCGAGAUCUUGCCAAACCCAUGUUCGAAUUGAACAAGGACUCCGAUACAUCAGCAAGAUGUGUAAGCAAACAGAAGCUUGCGUAAAUAACUACAUUCAAAAUCCAAGAACGGCUUGGUCACCAACUCAGUGUAACAACGAUGAGUUUAAUACUGUGUCAGUGUGCCGAUGUUGCUGCCAUCGAUCAUUCUGUAACUCAGAAGCCGACUGUUCACGAGAUGACAUCAUUGACAUCAUGUGCGAAGAUCCAGCGUUGUUCGAAAUUCCUGAUGGUCUUGCGAUUGAUUGCGAAGGAAAUCGACUUGGACAAAAAUGUGCCCUCAACUGCCCCAUCGGAUUUCAGCCAUCUACCGGAAGCACUGAACUAGUCUGCACCCACAAGCCGCGUAGCGUCGAGGGAUACUGGCUCGGAGAAAUCGGACCUUGCGUUGAUAUUGAUGAAUGCGCAUUGAACAACGGUGGAUGCUCUCACUUCUGUACCAACAGUGAAGGAGGAUACGAAUGCAGUUGUCCGUCACCAUACAGUUGCGCUGAAGCUCCUUUGGAUGUCUUAUUCAUUCUUGACUCUUCCUCGUCGGUAAAAGAACCAAACUUCCAACUAGUACGUGAGUUUGUCGCACGUGUUGUCAACCCCCUCACUAUAGGACCAGAUGCAGUCAGAGUCGCCGCAAUGAGAUACAACCGAUUCAACAUUCCAGAAUUUACGUUUUCUGAAGUGCAGAACAACACAGACCUUGCCGAAAGAAUUUCAGCAAUCCCAUACGACGGACGUGGUACUCGCACCGCAUCCGCUAUUGAAUUUGCGAUUUCCGAAAUGAUCAUGAAUCCCGAUUCUGGACGCAGACUUGGAGUACCACUCGUCACGAUCAUCCUCACAGACGGGCGCUCAAAAGAUAGCGAAGCCCUUCCCAACGCAGCUAAGAGACUACAUGAAGUAUCAAACAGAGUGUUUGCUGUUGGUGUCACACCAAGAGUUAAUGAAGACGAACUUCUCACCAUCGCUGACGGAGAAACUACAAACUACAGGGCUGUCGAAACAUUUGCUGACCUCGACGAUGAUUUGGUCAACCUUGUUUCAGACAAACUUUGCACAGACGCCGAAGGAUUCCAUGAACUCCAGGACGAUCUCCUUAAUUGCGACAUUGACGAAUGCGCCAUCGCCAACGGUGGAUGCUCAAACUCUUGUAACAACACAAUCGGCUCCUACUUCUGUUCAUGUCCCCCAGGAGAUGCACUCGCCGAAGAUGGAAAAACAUGCGUGUUCGACGUCUGUGGAGUUGACAACGGAAACUGUGAAUUCCGAUGUGCUCUCUUCUUCAGUGGCCACAGAUGUAUGUGUCCUAACACCAGACAAUGGGUUAACAACGUUUGUGAAAAUUAUAACGAAUGCGACGACGAUAAUGGCGGAUGUUCAGAUAUUUGCGAAGAUCUUGACGAUGGAUACAGGUGCGCCUGCCCAGCUGGCAUGACACUCACCCAGGACGGACUCAACUGUGAAAUUGAUAGCUGUGCUGAACAGAAUUGGCCUUUUGUCUGUUCACAAAUUUGUCAAAACGUUCCAGGAGGUUCAUACCAGUGCAUGUGCCAGGAAGGUUAUUUGAUGGAAGAUGAUGGUCAUAAUUGUACAGAAAUCAACGAAUGUGAGUUUGGUAACGGUGGAUGUGAAGACGUUUGCGUCAACACAGAAGGUUCAUACAGAUGCGAAUGUCCACCUAACAUGGAACUCCGUCCCGAUGGCAAAACUUGUGGUAUUCAGUGUUAUGAAUGCGUCAACGUCCUGAAUCCAGAUCUCGAAUGUGAGCCCGUUGUUUGCCAGAAAUCUGCUGAUGCUUGCUUUACAACUCACAGAACGCGCGAUAACGUCACUACCACUACAAAGGGAUGCAAACAAACAAUGGCCUGUAUUAAUAACAUGAUUCAGAAUCCAGCUGCUUCGGGAGAAGGACCCUCUCAGUGCAAUAUCAAUGAUCAUAAUUCGAAAUGCGAAUGCUGCUGUAUGUACUCGCUCUGUAACGAAGAAGACUGUCCAUACAGCAACUUCACUCUACCAUCAUGCCCAAGCUUCGAAAAAGCUUUCGUUACUUUUACUGGACUCCAGACUGACGGUACCGUACUUGCUGGAGGAAUAGCUCGUGUUGAUUGCGGUCAAGGUUACGUAAUGGCAGGGACAGCCGUUUCCGACGACACUGUCGAAACCUCAGUAACAGUUACACAUAUUCAGUGCGCCUACAACUUUAUCAACGGAACCGCAGAAUGGGAUGGUGACUUCAGAGAUUUGGACAGUUGUGUUGAUAUUGACGAAUGUGACACUGACAACAACGGUGGAUGCCAAGCACCAGCUUUCUGCGUCAAUCUACCAGGAAGUUACGAAUGCAGAUGCCCAGAGGAGCCAGGAGAUUACGUUCUAGUUGAAGGAUUCAUUUGUGAAAGAGAUGAAUGCGCUGAUGCCGACCAAGGUGGAUGUUCCGACAAUUGUACAAACACCAUCGGUAGCUUCUAUUGCUCUUGUCCAUCAGGAAUGUCCAUCGUCGGAGAAGAAGGACUCGUAUGCGAUCCUGACGAAUGCAUGGAUGCCAACGGCGGAUGCCAUCAGCUCUGUGUUAACUUGCUUGGCUCAUACGAAUGCAGAUGUCACGCCGAAGGAUACAGAAUUGGAGACGACGGGCAAACUUGCGUUGACGUAAAUGAAUGUUUGGAAGAUAAUGGCGGCUGUGAGGCCAACUGCACCAAUCUCGACCCAGGAUACGAAUGUUCUUGCGGCGUGGGAUUCAUGCUUAUGCCAGACGGCUUCGGAUGUAGACCUGAUCCAUGUUACAUCGAUAAUGGUGGAUGUUUCCAAAUCUGCACCGUUUUGGAAGAAGGCCACAUCUGCGAAUGUAACCCUGGCUAUGAACUUCUGGAUGAUGGUACAUGCGUCGACAUUGAUGAAUGCGCCGAAGGUAUCGCAAACUGCCAAUAUAAUUGUACCAACUUUGAUGGAGGAUACACUUGCGAAUGCCCAGCUGGAGAGGCACUGAGAAACGAUGGGCGCACAUGUGGACGUGCCUGUUACGUUUGUAAUGGAGCUUCUACAAAUGAAGAAUGCAAUGUAGAUUUUGAAGUCUGUCCAAUGGAUGCAGAUGCUUGCGAAAACGAAGUCCGUAUGCACGGUGGACGUAAAGCUAUUUUUAAGAGAUGCAAACAAGCUCAUGCGUGUAACAACAAUCAUAUCCAGAACCCUCGCGACGCUUGGACACCUGACCAAUGCAAUGCAGGAGAUGCAAAUGAUGUAUGCAGAUGUUGUUGUACUGGACACCUUUGUAACUUCAACGAAAAACCAUGCAGAGUUACAUAUGAUUGUGGUCUUAAACAGGCUGACGUUAUUGUAUUGUUGGACUCCUCAAGCUCGGUUAAAUUCAAUGACUUCCAAAAAAUGAAGAGUUUCGCUCAGGAUAUAUUCUCCAGCUACGAUAUCGGCCAAGAUACAGUUAGAGCUGCCCUCGUUCGAUACAAUCGUGAAGUAGACCCUAGAUUCCAUUUGAAAGACUUUGAAACACUUGAUGGUGUACUUGAUGCUGUUGAUAACACAAUGCAUAGUGGUCGUGGUACGUUGACUGGUCAGGCACUUCAACAUGUCUUGGACAACGAAUUGACGGAAGAGAAUGGCGCCAGAGCUGAUGUACCUAAGAUUGUCAUUACUGUUACCGAUGGUAAAUCGAAGGAUGAUGUGAGCGGUCCAUCCCAAGCUCUCCGUGCUGCUGGUGUAAGAACAAUUGGUGUUGGAAUCGGUGCUAGAGUAGAUGUUUCUGAAUUGGAAAUGAUCGCUGGUUCUCCAGAAAGCGCAAUUUUUUCAGAGUCUUUUGAUGACGUUUUCGCCAAAAUGGAAGCACUCAGAUUUGAGAUCUGCAGAGAUACGGACGAAUGCUUAAACGCAAACGGUGGGUGUUCUGAUGGGUGUGUCAACACAGCAGGCUCAUACUACUGUACCUGCCCAGAAGGCCUAUUCUUACAAGCUGAUGCUCGAACAUGUGGAGCAGGUUUUGAAGGACAGGUCACAGGAGCAUUUGAUGAAUGUGCUAAUGACAAUGGUGGAUGCGACCACAUUUGCACCGACACUUUUGAAGGAUUUAAUUGUUCUUGCCGAGAGGGAUACGCGCUUCGUGACGAUUUGUCUAGCUGUUCAGAAAUCGACGAAUGUAAUAUUGAGGAAUUGAACCUCUGUUCUCAUUCUUGCAUCAACACACUCGGCGCAUAUUUCUGCGAAUGCCCAGAAGAUCACGAACUCGCUGAUGAUUUGGCUACGUGCAACCCAAGACCAGGACCUGCUGAUUGCCCUGUUGGAUUCCAAUCCAUAGCUGGAAGUUGCGUUCAAGUUUUAGAAGACAUGCUGAGUUACUCGCGCGCUGAAUCGACCUGUACAUCACUUGGAGCGAGACUCGCUACUGUUCGAGAUGAGGGCGUAUGGAAUCUCUACAAAAGGCUUUUUAGUAGUGUCGAAGGAGAUCUUUGGGUUGGUCUCAACGACAGAGACGAAGGUGGUACAUGGAGAAACUCGGAUGGAACCGACUUUGACUUCGGACAGAUCUGGGCACCAGAACAACCAAGUGUCGGAAAAUGUGGCGCCCUUGAACGGAAGAGCGAUUUCAGACUAGCAACACGUGCUUGUGCUGAGCAAUACAGAGCUAUUUGCGAAAUACCACGAGAGGGCGGAUUCAUCGUAUAUUCCCGAAGCUGGCCAAAUGGUGCACAAGGCAGUUUAUACUUCCCGUAUGGAGCUGAAGCAGUUCAAGUAGAGUUCCCAGGGGACGUUAAAUCUCUUAAUGUAUGGUUCGGUUCAGUAGCUGAAAGAAUGGGCAGAAAUACCUACAUUAUCACCCAAAAUCCAGUUCAAAGAGCAGGUGGUAAUGGAGAAGCACAAUUCGUUAUUGACAUGGGAAGAGUAAGAUACCCAGGUUACAAUGCGGUAGUAACACGAUACGUGGAGCCAAGUGUUGAAGGAGGGGUGGUAACCGGGGGAGUAGUUACAGGACCGAGUGGAGGAAUCGCAACAGGCACUGGUGGCAUUCGUACCGUAACUACCGUCACUGGAGGAACAGGCGGUGGUGGAUCUACGGGAAGUACUACCUUCACAAGUGGAGGAACGGGAGGUACUACCGUCAUAAGAGGAGGAACAGGCGGUGGUGGAUCUACGGGAAGUACUACCUUCACAAGUGGAGGAACGGGAGGUACUACUACCUUCACAAGUGGAGGAGCGGGAGGUACUACCUUCAUAAGAGGAGGAACAAGCGGUGGUGGAUCUACGGGAGGUACUACCUUCACAAGUGGAGGAACGGGAGGUACUACUACCUUCACAAGUGGAGGAACGGGAGGUACUACCUUCAUAAGAGGAGGAACAAGCGGUGGUGGAUCUACGGGAGGUACUACCUUCACAAGUGGAGGAGGGAGAGGUACUACUACCUUCACAAGUGGAGGAACGGGAGGUACUACCUUCAGAAGUGGAGGAACAGGCGGUGGUAGAUUUACGGAAACCUUUACCACCGGUAAUGGAGGAGGAACAGGAGGUUUUUCCUUCACUGGAGGAGCAGGUAAUGGUGGAGGAUCAAGUUUUAGUACUGGUGAAUUCGUCUCCAGCGGUGGAUCCACCGGUGGAUUUAGAACCGGUGAGUUUACCAGCGGAUCUUCAGGAGUCACUCGUACUUUCUCCAGUAGUAGCGGCGGCAUGGGCGGCAGUAGCGGCGGCAUGAGCGGCACUAGCGGCGGCAUGACCCAUGGUACAACCGGUUAAGCAAAUAUCACUUUAAAUAGGACAAUAUUUUCUGUUAACAAUAUGUCAAGGAUCGUGGGAUCUGUAUAGUGCAUAAUGUGGUGCCAUGUAUUGCAUAUUGUUUGUAAUUUUAUUAUAGUUUAUCCACAAUUCAGAAAUUUAUACUUCAUUCGUUUCGUUAUAACGCAAGUUCGUUUUUUUGCUUAGCCGUUACACAAAAAAAACAAUGAUCUGCACGAGACUCUUUUAUGGCCAUUUGGAAUAAAGAAUAAAUUUGGAUUACAAAAAUGUGUUUUUGAUUAGAAAUCAUUUUUUUUACGUAGAACGUUGAUGUCAAAAGUUAAAAUACAAGAAAAAUAUUUUAUUUCAUUGUAAUGUAUUUGUACGUAUAUAUAUAUACUUGGUAUCGAUGAGACCCAUUUAACAAGUGUUACAGUUAUUUGAAAUUGAUUCAUUCGCACUAGUCAGUUUGCAGCAGCAAUUUGAAUAAAGGAUUCUAUAACUGAA